This is a messenger RNA of Vitis vinifera (wine grape), 1269 nucleotides long. Its product is annotated as protein PTST, chloroplastic. The transcript is spliced from 9 exons. Bases 134 to 1045 code for a protein of 303 amino acids. NCBI's taxonomy places the organism in Eukaryota, Viridiplantae, Streptophyta, Magnoliopsida, Vitales, Vitaceae. The record is from RefSeq and is a predicted model, not a curated record.
UUGUGUAUUUCCUGAGAGUUGUGCUUCUCUGCCACACACAAGCCCUUAUACCUGUGCCUUCAGCUGCUGCUACUCCUAUGAACUCGUUGAUUCUACAAUCUUCACUCCAACCUGCCUUGAAAAAGUUUUCAAUAUGGAGUGCCAUAUGAUAGGUAUUUCAAGGGGUUGUCCUGAAAAUCAAGUGUCAUGGUUUUCAUGGAAAUCAACAAAUUUAGAUUGGGAGGAUGUGCGUGGUCUUCGAUGUAAUGUGACUCGCUGGAAUUUAAGGGUGGGCUCUCAAAAGUGUGCUAUUACAUGUCAAGCUUUUGUUGGGAAGCAGUCCAUGCACCAGAAAUUGUGGAGAACAUAUUCUAUGCCCAUUAAUUUGGAUAAGGAAUCUUCAUCACCAUUUUCGCAAGAUUAUUCAAGUGAUAAUGAAAAUGCUUCUGAAGAUUCACCUGAGGAACUUCUUGACCAACCGCUGGGCAGUGAUGAGUUGAAAACACUGCUGGUUGAUUCUGAAAGAACGAAACUUAUUAAGAAACUUAGUGAAGCCAAUCAACAGAAUCGAAUCCUCAAACGACAGUUGUACAUAAAGGAAGAUGCACUGGUUAACUUCAAAAGCGAACUGGCUGUCAUGGAACUUGAAGUUCAGGCUUUGGUUUCACUGGCCGAAGAAAUAGCUAAAUCUGGAAUCCCAAAAGGUUCAAGAAAGAUUAAUGGGAAAUACAUUCAGAGUCAUCUCCAUUCUCGGCUAGAAGCUGUACAUGAAAAAUUGAAGGAACAGAUAAAAGAUGUAGAUGCUGUGCAAUCCAAGGAGGUUUCCAUAAUCUGGUGUGGCAUGGCAGAGAGUGUGCAAGUAAUGGGCACCUUUGAUGGUUGGAGUCAAGGAGAGCACUUGUCACCAGAGUACACUGGUUCUUUCACUAAAUUCUCGACAACAUUAAUGCUUAGACCUGGACGGUAUGAGAUCAAGUUUUUGGUGGAUGGAGAAUGGCAGCUAUCGCCAGAAUUUCCUACUGUUGGUGAGGGUUUAAUGGAAAAUAACCUACUGAUAGUGAAAUAACUCGAGUUCUGUAGGUAGUUCUUGUCACCCUUUAAUAUGCAGAGCAAUUGAUAAUUCAGCCUUCCCACUUUAAGUUGCUUUGAUUUGAGUAUAUAUUUCUUCUUAGUUAUCGUUUGAUCUCGUGUUUAGUUUUGUAGUAAAUCUGUAAAACAGAGAAUUUUCAGGCCAUUUUAGUACAUAAAAGAAAAGGGGGGCAGAAUCCAGUCCUGCAUUACGUUUUUAAA